Molecule: messenger RNA, 1963 nt
Organism: Mycena citricolor
Lineage: Eukaryota; Fungi; Basidiomycota; Agaricomycetes; Agaricales; Mycenaceae
Source: the annotation of a GenBank genome assembly
ACGUGAUCGCUCUCCCUCUUCGCGUCUGCAAACACCUCAGACCGUGGUCAUGCCUGCAGGGGCGUCCCUCGCGGCGUUCAUCGUCACGACACUGGCUUUAGUAGUCCCAUGGUACUACUUCGUAUUAGGCAAACGGCCCAUAUCCACGGCCCCGCGCCUCACGCUAUUAACCAACAUCUUCGUCCUUCUCCACUCGCUGUACUACAUCUACCAACUCAUCGUCUGCCCUCCGACCAACAUAUUCAAGAGCCUCAGGCUUCCCUUGGCAACUCCUGUGGAUGUGAUGCGGAGCAUCUUGUUGCGGCAGUCAGACACGGGGGAGUUGCCUGCCCAGCUCGAAACGCUCUUGAAGCAUCUGGGAUCGUUCGACGUCAAGACCUUCUAUGUCCGAUUCGGCCACGAGGUCGUGUCGGCGUGCGACUAUUGCCGGACAUUCGACGAGUUCGCGCUGUUUGCGCUGCCCAAGAUCCUAGCGGUGUAUAUCUACGCCGCAGCUACUAUCGGGAUCGUCACCAUUGUCGGAUCCGGCCACGAACGAUUCCGCACGCUCGCAGUCUCUGUCAUAGGCGGCGCGUUCUGUUUCGAGAUCUACUACAUUGCCACGGUGGCUGUCGAGUUCCCGAAGGACGAGCGGACGAGCGUCGUCUGGUGGCACGACAGACUGCUCCUCCUCCGGCGCCUGCUCUUCCUCGCUCUCCCGCCCCUGAUCUCCGCCCUGCCGCGCGUCCACACCGCGAUCGCGCUCAGCCCGACAGCGACCGCCCUGCGCACCGCGGAGCUCGCGUUCACGCGCAUGAAGCUGCUGCGCCUGACGCGCGGCGCGAUCAUGCGCGCGCCCCUCCUGCGCGCGCGCGCCGAUGCGUGGUGGGCGGCGCAGGCGCAGGAGGGCACGUGGGUCCGCGAGGACGCCGCCGUGCAGGACAUGGCGCGGCGGCUGGGCACCGGGUUCGGUGACGAGGACGAGGACGAGGACGAUGGGUCGGGCUCGGAGAGCGGGGGUGCUGGCCCGCUGCGCGCUAAGGCGCAGGAGUCGGUCGCCUCGCUGGCUGCUGGACCAUCACCCAAACUCCCGCUUGCCAGAACUGCGGCGAUGCCCAGUGCGCCUGCGCCUCCGCUGACGAUGAGCCUUGCUACCCUCUUCUUCACUAUCACUCUUCUGUCGGCCUCGGCUCCCACCGCUCACGGCCUGGACCUGUUUCCGUUCUUCAAUGCCGUGAUAUUCUCCGCCGGAGUCUCCGGGACGGAAACUAUCGGGAACGGUAACUACACCAAGUUUGGCCGCGUCCUCGUCGCGCCACGCGGGGCCAGAGACUCGAAGAACGCCCCGCAGGCGGUGUAUGUGUCGACCGACCAGACCGCGCAGCCGAUGGCGGCUGCGGCGGUAGCCCUUUCCGACAUGCUCUGGACCAUCCACUAUGCGCCUGAUGUCGUCACGGACGAGGAGAAGUACAUAUUGAAUUGCAAUCCCUCCGCGAAGCAGCUGCUGGUCCUGUCGCAGAACGACACUGCCUUGCAAGUCAGUGCGUUCUGCGCCGAUCACACCGACCUGUCGUGCUGGACUGUCGACGACCAGGGCCAGAUAUCGCUCAGCGCGCUCACCACGGCGCCGACCAUUCCGGACAACCAGCUGUUUUUGAUGUCAAUGUAUCCCGCGCUUGACUCGGACCCCAGCCACGAAGAAGGCACCGCACUCGCGGACACAAAGGGCGCUUUCGCUGACCUCUUUGGUCCUGGGAGCCCCGGGAGCAAGAAGCCCCGGGCCGCUUUCCCCGGUGCUUGAGCAUCCGUCACAACCUGCGAUGUACUGCAAUCCUCGCUUUGGGGCAAAUGGUUGGCAGGAGUGACUGGAGACAGCUUCGCUGCAACAUUCCGACACGAUUUUUUGCCGCGGUUACUACUUUUGGUUUAUUGUAUCUUUGUCUCUAUUCUGACUCGUGUGAUGCACUGUGCUUGCGCCUCCGUG